Messenger RNA from Lactuca virosa, 1134 nucleotides. The record is from the annotation of a GenBank genome assembly. Lineage: Eukaryota; Viridiplantae; Streptophyta; Magnoliopsida; Asterales; Asteraceae.
AUGUUAGGAUUACCAUCUGGUGGCUCAUUACUUUCAAACAUGGAUUACAUUUCGGAGAAUAAUGAAGAGAGCUGUAUGUUUGAGUGGAAGAAACAGUAUGAAAAUAUUGAUAAAUUGAGAUUGAAACAGCUAAAGAAUGAACUUGUUCAAACUAGUGCUGCGGAUGACAACUUCAGAAUCAAUUUUUUGGUUCUUUUUAUUAAUACUUUCUGUGAGUCUACAAGCAUGGGUAAAUGUAAUCUGAAUCCAUUGUAUUUAAUCAGAAGAGAUACUGAUUUAAGUAGCAUUGACUGGUGCGAUUACAUUGUGGAUUGUUUGGUAAGGACGAAGAAGGUUUACAAUCCAGAGAAAGAAUCUUCUUUCUUUUAUGGACCAGCAGCAUACCUUAUGUUGUUGUAUGUGGAUACUUUCAAGUUUGAUCAUUUGCAAGUCACACGUAAACGUCCAACUAUUUUUUAUUGGACGUCAGAGAAGAUAAGGUUUCUUGAGGAUAUUUUACAAGAGAGUGGAGGAUUUGGAUGUGGACAUGUUAAUGAAGCAUAUGUUGAAGAAGAAUUUCAAGAAUCUGAGUAUAAUGAGGAGGAAUCUGGUGGUGAUGAGGUUGAAUCUGAUGGUGAAGAGGAUUUAUGUGAUGAGGAUGAAGAAGAUUUUGAUGUUAAUAAAGUUAGUGAUGUGGAGGUGUAUGAAAGUAAAAUUUCAUGUAUGUAUCAGAAGAUGGAGGAUUUGAAAAAGGAUCUUGUUGUAAAGAUAGAUGAGGGAGUGUUGAAGUUUCCUCAAAGUCAAAAUUUGAAAAAUUGGAAAUUAUUAUUUCCUGUUGAAGAUUUAAGCACAAAAGUUUUGAUUUAUUAUGUUUCACAAAAAUAUAAAGAACCGAUAUUAACACCUGGUUUUGUUCAAGUUAAUGAUGAAGAUUAUGGGAAUGAUUUUCUUAAUGAUGAUGAAAAUGUUGAAGAUUAUGAUCAAGGGAAAUGUUCUGGUGGUCAGGGGGAUGGAAGUGGUCCACAUGAGGGCAAUAUUGGUAAAAAUCAUGUUGAAGGUAAAGGUGAUGAUGAUGAGGAUGAUGAACAAGGAAAUGGAAGUGGAUGUAAUAAAGAAGAGGCCAUGAAUUUAAAUUUGUGUCGAAAAUGUUACUAA